GGGUUAACAGAAAGAGGUUGACUUGUUUACAACGAAAACUCCCACAUGCUAUUUUGUCUCUCCGAAGAUUGACUGUUAUAAUUAUAAUAAUUAGCGAUUAACCCGUAAGGUUUCGAUCACAUAGUUGUUUGACACUUACGAAACGCAUGGCAUACUGCCCAUUUAAUUAGAAAAAGUAUCAGUCAAGGCUAUUUGUCCCCGGUUAAUUGAACUUUCAUUUCAUGUUUCGGACUUUGGGUAAAUUUUUUCUUCGACUUAGAUCUAGAUCUAGAUCUAGAUCUAGUAGACUGAGAGUGAGAGAUCGCUCUCCUCAGUACAGUGGAAAGGCCCAUCACUUCUUUCGUCAAUUCACUGGUCACCGUAGAUUAUUGCAGGGUAACAAUAUUUAUUGUAAAAUUAAAAACAGCACGUUCCAAUCUAGAGUGUUGUAUUCCUCUAGUCUUGGAUGGAGUAUGUUGGAUCCAGACAGUACGAGUGUCCCUUUCUUCAGAGAGAUCUGCACAACAACGGUAGAUCUAACAGAGCAAAAGGAGAAGGGCAAGAAACCAGCAGAUGACUCUGCAAGCCCUCUGACUUUCGUUUCACGCCCUAACCCAAUGACUGGGAAAAUGGACUGGGUUCUCCAAGAGGAAAACUAUGACUUCACUCAAGAAAUUGCAAGGUCUGGAUAUGGAGAUAUGCUGCAUGACACAGACAGAAAUGUAAAGUAUUACCAAGCUAUUCGCAAAACUGUGGCAAUGAUGAAGUCGAAAAAUAUUCCAGUGAAUGUUUUGGACAUUGGGACGGGCACAGGGCUCCUAUCUAUGAUGGCUGCUCGUUCAGGGGCGGACUCCGUGACUGCUUGUGAGGCAUUUCCCCCAAUGGCUGAGUGUGCCAGGAAAGUACUGAGGACAAACAAGCUGGAGGACAAGAUCAAACUGGUGCCUAAACGCUCCACGGAAGUUUUGUUUGGAGAGGACUUACCUCAGCGAGCCAAUCUGCUAGUGACUGAACUAUUUGACACAGAACUUAUUGGGGAAGGAGCCAUUUGGUCGUACAAAGACGCGCUUACUCGGCUGAUGGAGGAGGAAUGUUUGGCCAUUCCGGCCCGAGCCCGUAUCUACAUUCAGGCGGUGCAGUGCCCUCUACUGAGGCGCUCCAAUGAACUACGAUCUCUGACCUUACCAAACGGAAAGACGAUUCAUAUGCCUGACAGUUUCUCCUGCUGUAGUGGGGCGCCCUCACUACACGACUUGCAGGUGGAUGAACUGGAGGAGGAGAUCACUCUUGUCUCAGAGCCUGUGGAAGUGUUUAGCUUUGACUUCAGCAAGAAGGAAUCCCUCCACAAGGAGGAAAGUUGCGACGUGUUGCUGCACGCGCUGCGCUCGGCCAGCGUGGACGCGUUUGUCAUGUGGUGGGAUCUGGACAUGGACGCAGACGGGGAGAUUGUCCUCAGCUGUGCUCCCCGCUGGAACCAGCCUCAGGGAGAAGCCGUGCCAUGGAGAGAUCACUGGAUGCAGGCCGUGUACUACCCCUCCUCCCCCCUGCCGGUUGCCGAGGGCGACACAUUCCCCGUCUAUGCCAGACACGACGAGUACAGUCUGUGGUUCGACACUGUCACAAUAGACCGACUUCGGCCGGUCUGUACGUGUGGCCUUCACAUUGCGUUCAGUCGGGGCCGUCUGGCACAGCUUAGCGAGGACCACAGGAACAGCGUGUUGAUGAAAGCGCUGCAAAAACAUGUGAACAGCUCCACAGUUUGUCUGGUCAUUUCUGACGGGUCUUUGCUGCCAGUCAUGGCUGCUGCUGUCGGAGCUAAGCAGGUCUUCUACCUGGACACUAACUCAAGCUGUCGGCGGAUCAUCAAACAAAUCUUAGAGAGCAACAACCUUGGUGACCGCGUCACGGUCCUGGAGAAAGAGGUGGGGGAUCUGACCAGUGCUGACUUGAACCAUCAAAAGAUAGAUGUUGUGGUAGCCGAGCCGUUCUUCCAAGCGUCCUCCCUCCCCUGGGAACAUCUGUACUUCUGGUAUGCUGCAUCCACCAUCAGGCCCUUCCUCUCGCCCGACGCAGUCAUCCUCCCUCGGGCCAUGGAGGUUAAGGCCAUGGCUGUGAGGUUCCGAGACCUGCACAAGAUCAGGAUUCCCGUGGGGAACUGUGAGGGAUUUGACAUCACUGAGUUUGAUAAACUUAUAGAGGUAUCAUCUGACUGUGCAGACCCAGAGAUCGAACCCCAGCCCCUGUGGGAGUACCCGGCCGUGUCUGCCUCUGAACCACAGCUCCUUAUCUCCCUGGACUUGACCCGUCAGGUCGACCAACUCUCACCGCUCGGACAGUCGGUGGAUGUACAGCUCACCAAAGAUGAGACUGUAAACGGCGUGGCUUUCUGGACAGAGUUUGACUUUGGUGACAACCUCCGCACCAGCUCGGGGCUCUCCUCAGACGACACAUGUACAGGGACCAACUGGCACGGCCAGAAAAUCAGAUGGGACAAGUUCUCCAAACAAGGCGUGCAGUUGUUCCGACAGGAAAUCUCCUCCACGGAGACUCCGGCACUUGUGAUCACGUCCAGCUUCAACCCUCACACUGGAGACCUGGACAUCACACUGGGAAAAAGCUCUACUUCCUCGUGACCAUUUGUCUAAAUACAGUAACAGGGAGGUCAGAUAGACUGAGACAAAGGCUUAGCCCCAGGUCUAAAGAGUUGGCUGUGAAGAAGUGGCCAAUAAACACAUCGCAUCUUUCUACACAA
This is a messenger RNA of Aplysia californica (California sea hare), 2731 nucleotides long. RefSeq names its product protein arginine N-methyltransferase 7. Gene Ontology annotation, biological process: peptidyl-arginine methylation. The record is from RefSeq and is a predicted model, not a curated record. Gene Ontology annotation, molecular function: protein-arginine omega-N monomethyltransferase activity. The transcript has 15 exons. Bases 222 to 2612 code for a protein of 796 amino acids. Lineage: Eukaryota; Metazoa; Mollusca; Gastropoda; Aplysiida; Aplysiidae.